CCAUGAAGCUUUUCACGGGCCUCAUCUUCUGCUCCUUGGUCCUGGGGGUCAGCAGCCAAUGGUAUUCAUUCAUCAGUGAGGCUGCUCAAGGGGCUUGGGACAUGUACAGAGCCUACUCUGACAUGAUAGAAGCCAAUUACAAAAAUUCGGACAAAUACUUCCAUGCCCGCGGGAACUAUGAUGCUGCGCAAAGGGGCCCUGGGGGCGCCUGGGCCGCUAAAGUCAUCAGUGACGCCAGAGAGCGUUCUCAGAGAGUCACAGACGUUUUCAAGUAUGGAGACAGCGGCCAUGGAGUGGAGGACUCGAAGGCUGACCAGGCUGCCAACGAAUGGGGCCGGAGUGGCAAAGACCCCAACCACUUCCGACCCCCUGGCCUGCCUAGCAAAUACUGAGCUUCCCCUUGGCUCUGCCCUGGGGGGACGGGCUAUGAGGCCCCUGAGGGCAGGAACAGUUGCUGAGUUAAGAGUUCCUGAAUUGUAUACCCUUCCUACUGAAUACUUUAAAGAGCACAUUAAAAUG
Molecule: messenger RNA, 519 nt
Organism: Lontra canadensis (Northern American river otter)
Lineage: Eukaryota; Metazoa; Chordata; Mammalia; Carnivora; Mustelidae
Product: serum amyloid A-1 protein
Exons: 3
Coding region: 3-392 (129 amino acids)
Cellular component (GO): extracellular region
Source: RefSeq, a predicted model, not a curated record